GGUGUUGCUAUUUAUAGCAGAACAGCUGAUCGGAGAAACAACCCUUUGUUGGCUGUGGUUUCCCAGUUAAAUUACUCCUCUUCGGCCUCGAGAGCUUCAGUUACUGCAGUUAUAAGACAAUAGUCACAUUCAAGAGGGCGUGUGUCGGAUUCGUCAUCAGUUUCAGCCAAUCUGACCUUCUCGGAUGCAGAAUCGACUGCAUCUAUGCUGAAUACCAUGCUAGACUAUGGAAAUGGCCCUGGUAUUUUGCCUUAUGCAAACUAAGGGGAGGCUGAGGAACACCUAGACAAUCACAGUUCAUGGGACAUAGCAAGCAAGGAUUAGGUGCCAAGCAAAGGAGAGCUUCCAGCUUUUGAAGCAACAAUAGCAUUUACUGCACCAUUUAAUACAACUGGUGGUAAUCUACACCAGACCAUUGCUCAACUAGUUUGGUGGUAACAUUCCAGCACAGCUUCCAUCAGAGUGGAUUAUAGUGUUAUAAGCUGUUAAGCUAUAGUUGACUUGAUCAUGGGGAAGAAACAACGACAUGAAUCGGGAGAAUCUGGAGCUUCUGCAGAUGAUGAAACAAACCUUAUCCCUUCACCCCCGGAUGGAGGGUGGGGUUGGGUGAUUGUCUUCUCAUCGCUCAUGUGCAACAUUGUUGUGGAUGGAAUAGCUUAUUCAUUCGGAGUGUUCAUCAUCGAGUUUGUCGACUUUUUCCAGGAGUCGAAAGGAAAGACUGCUUUGAUUGGCUCUCUCCUCUGUGGAACGUAUCUCUGUACCGGUCCCAUUGCAAGUGCCCUCGUAAACAAGUUUGGAUGUCGGGCGGUGACCAUGGUUGGCAGUGUGAUUGGGGCGGGUGCAUUCUUUGCAUCAACCUUCUCCCCAAACCUUGAUGCUCUCAUCAUACUGUACGGUGUGUGUGGAGGUUUUGGUUUUGGUCUCAUCUACCUGCCUUCAAUUGUCAGUGUUGGAUACUACUUCGAGAGAAAGCGUGCAGUCGCUACUGGUAUUGCCGUUGCUGGGUCUGGCGUUGGCACUUUCAUAUUCGCCCCAUUCAGCAAGUUCCUCCUUGAUGUGUAUGACUGGAAGAAUGCCCUUUGGAUCAUGUCGGGUAUCAUUCUGAACUGCUUGGUAUUUGGUGCUCUCAUGCGGCCAUUGGAAGCAAAGAGACCGAGCAAGAAGCCACGACAGAAAACCCUGAUAGAUCGUAUGAAGGAGAAGAACCGUAAACGCCAGGAAUCUGAGGUUAUGGAGGCAACUGCCAUCUUGGAUAAACUUCAAGAGGCAAAACUAGCCCGACAACGUCAGUUACAUGAGGAUUCUGAGUCUGAGGCAAGCAUUGCCAUGCACAGUACGAGAAUCGACCAGGAUGGUGAUAUUGACCCAAGGGUAAUUGCCAGCAUCAGUCGCCAGAACAGCAUUGCUCAAAGACAGAUGAGCCUACAGAGUGGAGACAGUGAGAACUCUCCUGGGAGCACCUUACCAAGGAUCGUGAUUGAAAAUGAGGAAGGUGAUGAAGUAAAUGCUGCCACGGAGCUUGAACCACUCAAUAAAGAAGACAAUGACGUACCCAAGGGUAAGCGAAUGCGGACCUAUUCAACACCCCCAGCAACUGGAAACAGCCUCCUCCCAACUAAUGGGCAGUCAAAUGGCUACGAUCAUCCCAGAUCAAUGAUCAAAAGUGAAGGCAAUAUAAAUCAAAGGCAGAAUGCCAUCAUGAAGUUUGGGAGUGAGGUUUGGUCGAAUAUGGUGCGGAGGAAGGCGCCAUCUCAAGAGAUCAAGAAAGAGGAUUACGCCAAGCCCAUGUACCGUCGCGAUAUCUUCUAUAGCGGCAGUAUAAUGAACUUUCACCAGUUCCGCUCCCAGCCAGACGUGAUGAGUUAUGUGACCAGCAUUACAGCUAUUCCUCAUGAUCAACCUGAAGAGGGCACGUGUAGUUGUGUUGAUGUUGUCUGUCCGUGCCUGCCAAAGACGGCCACAGACACCUUACGAGAGAUGAUGGACUGUUCUCUAUUUGGAAACUAUGCUUUCUUGCUCAUCUGUUUUGGCAAUGUGAUCGGGAUGGCGGGAUUCUACGUACCAUUCGUCUAUCUCGCUGACCGAGCAAUCUCACUAGGAAUCGAACCAGGCCAAGCUGCCCUGCUGCUCUCGAUCAUUGGCAUCACAAACACUCUUGGUCGAGUCCUGUCGGGGAUCAUCGCUAAUAUUCCUCCAAUCAAAGCCCUUCAAGUGAAUAAUGUCUGCCUGAUCAUUAGUGGGAUCGCUUGUAUAGUCAGCCCAUUCUGUACGACAUAUGCCACACUCUGUAUAUUCGCUGCCGUCUUUGGCCUUUGUAUCGCUUCGUAUAUCUCACUCACUUCAAUCAUUCUGUGCGACAUGCUCGGCCUGGAGAAACUGACGAAUGCAUUUGGUUUACUCACACUAGCCCGUGGUAUAUCAUCAGGGUUUGGACCACCACUAGCAGGUAUCGUGUACGACACGACAGGGAGCUAUGACGCGUCUUUCUAUAUGGGCGGAGGUCUGAUUAUGGGAUGUGCUUUACUCCAUUGUCUCCUCUGGUUGCCUUGCUUCUCGAAACAUAUGGACUAUAACACGGACGCGCCUCUGGCAGAUAAAAUGUCGAGCAGUAGCAGUGAGUCAGAGGAGGAGAAUGAACCGCAGAGUAACACAGUUGUAUGAGGCCUUGCAAGGUCAACGCCUUGGAGACCACAGCCGAUCAUUGAAAUGGAUGCGAGACAUUCACAUGACAGCACAUAUUGGAUUGUGAACACUCAAAGCUUUCUAUGACUUUGAUGUGUAUAUUGAUUAAUUGAAGUUGCUUUAUACUCCAGCUUAAUAUGGUGUUGACCAGUAUGUUGGCCUGCAGAGCAAGUUACGAUGCCUGAUAUCACAUGUUUACUCAUACUCAUAUCACAUCUUUGGGCCGGUUUUUACCCAUUAGGGGUAAGUUCAACUUGACAUGAUCAGACUUUGCAUGUUAUAAAGAUAGGUUUGAGAAAGCACUUGGAGGUCUUGUGACCCUGAACAUGUUAUAAAGAUAGGUUUGCGAGAGCACUUGGAUGUGACGUUUUCAUUUCACAUUUACUUCUGUGAUAUUAAUACAGUGACUGCAAGAUGCAUCAAAUGACAUUGAGAUAAUCUCGGGCGUUUACGAGACAUACCCGGUUAGUGCAAAAGCUGCUCAACACUGUUACAGUGUGUUUCACUUUACAGUCUUAUUCUAAUCUGUCGUAUCGACACAGAAUGUGGUCAAACCGGCCCACCAUUGAUGUUGAUAGACAUGAUUGACACUUCAGGAUUUAUGGGCUUCAAAAUGUUGAUGAGAAUGAAUCGGCAGGACUACAAGGACUAAAGAUAUUUUGUUAUUUGAUACAGUGAGCUGUAUUUUACCACGUGAUUGUUUGAUUAAUGUAGGCCUUUAUGAUGUAUACUAUGUUUUAGCAGUGACUGUGUGAUGAAUAUAGGCCUAUGAAAUGUACAGAUCACAAGCGGCAGAAUGGUUGUCUUUAAAAAGCCAUUUGUGGCUUAUUUGUGUAUGAAACGAAUUGUUUAGAUGAAUUGAUGUCAAAUAUUGUAUCCAGUGAUGAUGUUGUGGCGGUUAUUUUAGUUCAGCAGAAUAAUAAUCAUGUAUUAUAUUAUGUUCCUGAAUAAGAGGAUGGGUCGUGUGCUCCAUGAUGUAAACCGCUAGUUUUUCAUCUAUGAUUUGAUACUUGAAUAAAUGGGAGAGAGUGUGUUAUUUCUACAGGAUGAAUAAUGGUCAAUUAGCUGUGAUUUUAACUGCUGACGUCGUUGGUGCAUUGGCCAUGAGCUCAUUCAAAACGUGAGCAAAUGAGUGAAAAUGACAUAUGGAGAAUCUUUAUAGGUGGGUGGUUUUGUUUAUUGUGUGUGAUUUUUAUGACACUGUGAAGUGUGAACUGUUAAUCUUGACUGAAUAUGUGCGAUGUAAGUUUGUUGACGGGUUACUCUACAAAUGGAAACUUUGCUUAUUUUGGCUGGUACAGUGAGGUGAGCUGUUCAAGAGCUGGUACAGUGAGGUGAGCUGUUCAAGAGCUUUUACAGCAGUACCGGCUACUCCACCAAAACAACUUUUAUCAUCAUUUUUACCAAGUACAUGUAUGUGUAAAGAUCAUUAUACAUACUUGUUUUUACAUAUACAUGUUCAUAAUCAGGAGGUGUCCACAUGUAUCUCACAGUCAAAAAAAGAUUGUUGUAAGUCUAAUAAGAUACCUGAUUGCAUGUAGAGCAUAUUUCUUGCUUUAUAACUUUCCAUCUUAGUUAUAUCCCUUAUAAGCCUUAUGCAUCCAUUUUUCUGAUUGUGGAACAUGUUCUUGGACCACUCCUCAUUCAUUACUGAUCUAGUCUCUGGUGUGACCAGCGAAUAUGAAUAAUAAUGCAACAGGGAUUUAGGAAGCCAGGGUUGUAAUCAAACUGCCUUGUUAUACAUUUCAGCUAUUAUCAAAGAGGGACUGUAGGCAAUAGCUUGGAGGGUGUGUGUGUCGAAUACUCGCUUUAGAGAACUGAAUCUGGUUCCCAAUACAAGGGAAAACAGUGCCAAGACACUGUGCGAUAAGAGAGACACCUGUCAGCUGCUAGGUAUAACUAAACCUAGUCCAUGAACAGGCUACUGACCUUUGGAUGGGGAAUGGUCUUUUCUGUGACUCUGGGGUGGGCCAAAUAUUGCUGUUGAGAUUCAGGAAAUCCACCCUAUUUCACUUUGGAUUGGAUUGUUGGGGUCUGGAAAUGUUGCGUAUUGGAGAUUGGCAUUCAAGAUUUUUUUUUAUGUGGUAAACCUUCUUUACAGAAGGUGGUUGUAGUUUCUUUGAAAUAUCAGUUGGGCACUGAAUGUUUGGAUAUUUCAUGGUCUGUGCAAUAACUGUGUAACUGAAGCCAGCAGAAUAUAACACAGGUGAAAGUACCAUGCAGGUUAGCCUCCUCUAGAAACCUGAUUUUAUACAUUCUUAUUACAAUCAUUCAUAUUAUCACCCAGUUUUGAAUAAAAUGAUUACUGUAAGACCAAAA
Lineus longissimus is the source of this 5001-nucleotide messenger RNA. RefSeq names its product monocarboxylate transporter 12-like. Gene Ontology annotation, molecular function: monocarboxylic acid transmembrane transporter activity. The coding region runs from base 508 to 2661 and encodes 717 amino acids. NCBI's taxonomy places the organism in Eukaryota, Metazoa, Nemertea, Pilidiophora, Heteronemertea, Lineidae. The record is from RefSeq and is a predicted model, not a curated record. The transcript is spliced from 7 exons. Gene Ontology annotation, cellular component: membrane. Gene Ontology annotation, biological process: monocarboxylic acid transport; transmembrane transport.